AUGGAUCUGCCUAGUCCCCGGUCGGAGGAAAAAGCCGUUCUUGAAUCGAUCUACACUCCUGAGGAGUUGAGUAUUUCAGAUGACUACAAGAUUCAGUUUAGGCUAGGCACUCCUGGCACUCUUGGAUCAUUUGUCGUUAACAUCACAUGGCCCAAAGGCUAUCCAUUCAUUCCUCCAGUGGUGGAUUUGGAUGAAUUUUGUAAUCACCACGUCCCUCAAUCCAUGAGAGAUUCCAUCAUUAAGGAAGUUAACGAACUGGCAUCGCAAAAUAGUGGAGAACCUUUGACAUUCACUCUCAUCGAACAUUUACGGGAAAAUAUGGAUGAGUACGCAAAACAGUUAAAGGAUUUUAAAAAGCGUAGCACCAAUUCAACUGUAAAGCAGCUUGAAACGGAGGAGGCCAUGGUUAAGAGGAAAACGGUGGAGAAGGAGGUUCUUACGAAGGCUCAGAAGAGAAAGCAAUUGGAUCGAUUGGACGAAAAAGGGAAUUUGCCGAGAGGAUGGAAUUGGGUCGACGUCGUCAAACACCUCAGACAGACCGGCGCUCAGGCUAACUCGAUGUCUUAA
Hydatigera taeniaeformis is the source of this 567-nucleotide messenger RNA. NCBI's taxonomy places the organism in Eukaryota, Metazoa, Platyhelminthes, Cestoda, Cyclophyllidea, Taeniidae. The record is from the annotation of a GenBank genome assembly.